GCAAUUUGGAUGUACUAGUAAGAAUAUUUACUUAUAUGCUGUAGGCUUAUAACAUUCACAAAACAUAAAGAGUUCAUUUAAAAAUCCAUAUUAAUUAAAUGAGCUGUGCUGUCCAUGUUAUUACAAAGUAAUUACAGUAUUUGUUAUCUGUAGGAGUGGCACUGAUUGGGAGGGGUCAGUGCUUGGUAGCAGGGGCCGGCAUCCAGUGGCUUUCUCCCUUGCCACACAUGCUGCCUUGCACCUAUGCUGCCUUUUGCCCCCUGGAGAACUAGGGCCUGUUUCAUUGCAGUCAAACACACAAAGAUGAAGGCUACAUUGUAAAAAAAAAAAGUGCAUUGAAAUACCAUUUCCAUGACCUCAAAUGCUUCUGAAACACUAAAUGCAGAUUUUUUGUGCAAUGACAAAUAUGUUUCACAAUACAUUUUGAACAUUGAGAUACUGAAUGAUACACUGAUUUUGUUGUGUGGAGCCAAACUGCUAAAAGAAACUAGCUGCUAAAAGAAACGUGUAUGAUAUGGCCCAGCAAAUAUUACUAUGAGACAACCAACCUGUUUUAAAAUUUAAGUGGUUGAUGCCUUUUCUCAAAGAAGAGAUGCUAUAUUCUUUUUUUGCAUGUGCAUGUUAUUUGGCAUUGGUAAAAUUAACUCUGAAAAUGACAUUGUUUUGCAAUGCUUAUUAGUUAGUUAUGUAUUCACACACUUUCACAUAACUGAUGUAGACAUACCUGUUUCGCUAUUUUCUCAUGAAAAUUUGAUUAAAUGAAUUAUGUUUUCUAACUUUCUUACAGAUGAUUGCUCAUUGAAACUGCUACAGAGGGGGUCCAGACCAUAACAUUUCAGUGGUGUGGACACAUCUCAGGGGAAUUAGAUGGCAGUUUGCUAAAAUGUUGUUUGAAUGCCUGGAUGAACAGAAAACCCAUUAUUUGGUAUUAGUUAUUUUAAUAACAUUGCAUCCUGUGCAAUAUCCUGUUUAUAUAAGUGUCCCAUGAAGCUAAAGAAAAAUGCUAAUCCGGAUACAUUUUAUCUAUCUUCUCUCUGUCAGGGCCCAAUUUGACUGAUGUUUCAAACCCCCAAUCUUAUAUUUCAAACAGCUGAGAAGCCAGCUUCCUGACUCCACAGACCCAGAAGCGACGGACACAAGGAGUCCAGGAGAGAUGGACAGUGAGAUGAGCGUGACCACCACAACUUCCACCGCCACCACUGCCCUGGCUGCCACCACCACAACCAGCACCUCCACCUCGACCCCCACACGCACCCAGGCGCCCCCUACCUCUCUCUACAGCACCCCCUCUGACAGACAGGCUGUCCAGGUGAUCCAGCAGGCCAUCCAGCGGCCGCAGAACAUGGCGGCGCAGUACCUGCAGCAGAUGUACGCAGCGCAGCGGCAGCACCUCCUGCUCCAGACCGCAGCCCUGCAGCAGCAGCAGAGCCUGGCCAGCGUGCAGCAGACGGCGCUAUCGGGAAGCAGGCAGUCGCCCUCUACCUCCCCCUCGCCCAACGGGAACGUCCCCCAGUCUCCUAGCGCUUCACAGGCCUCGAUGACACUGCCCAGCUCCCCAGUGACAGCUCAGCUGAUCAGCCGGUCCCAGAACCCCAGCUCCACGGCCACGGGGGGCGCCAUAUCCCAACAGGCCAUGCUUCUGGGGAACGGCUCCUCCACCUGCAGCCAGGCCCAGAUGUACCUGCGCACCCAGAUGGUGUCUCAGCUGAUUCUGACUCCGGCUGCCACGGUGGGGGCGGUGCAGUCUGAGCUGCCCGUCAUUUCCUCUGCCUCCUCUCAGGCCGCCUCCACCCAGGUCCAGAGCCUGGCCGUUCGGGCGAACCCAUCCAGCGCCUCGCCGGGGGCACAGAGCGUCCCGCUGAAGGCCUCCUCGCAGGGGCUGGCGCUGGUGCCCUCCAUCCCCAAGAUGUCCAUAUGCCCCCUGAGGCCCGGCCCGCAGGCCGAGUCCCCCGAAGGGCCCCCCGUGAGCGAGCCCCGCCCCAAUGAGGUCACUCGCCUCCCCUCCACCCACCAGCUUAUUGUGCCAACAUCGUAUUCAUCCAUUCAGCCACAGGCCCUAGUGAAACAUCAGCUGCACUGCACUACCAGCCACAAGGGGGCGCACCACCAACUUAUCAUCCAGCAGCCUGCCGGUGCCCUCAGGCAGGUCCAACCAAUUGCUCUCCGGGUAUCUGCACAAGAGACUCCACCCCCCUCCCAGCACUGUGUCUCCAUUCAAACCCUGACCACACCCACCCCAGCCACGGUCCAAUCGCAGCACUGUGCUGCUGUCUCUGCAGCAACCCUCCCCAGUGAGACAUCGCAGGCAGCUAUGCAGCAGCAGCCACAGCAGACGGUGGUUGUGUCCCCGGCCCCUCCUCAGUCACCCACCUGCCAAUCCCCAGCCAUUGUCAUCCAGCCCCAAGCUGCUCUUGUCCAAUCACAGCCUCCGUCUGUGAGACUUGGCCCCUCCCAGCUGCUUUCACAUGUCGAGUCCCUCCCUCUGUCUGUGGCGAUCACGUCAACCGCCACCGCGGCUUCUUCCCAGGCCUCCCAGCACGCCGUCUCCCUUCCCCAGACCACACCCCCGAAUCCCGUGGCCCCACCCACCUCGGUGCAGGCGCUGUCCCUGCAGGCUCUGGCCGUGCCGGCUGGGCAGAUGCUGCUGUCUGAAGAGGAGCUCCCCGUGGCUGAAGCGCUGGUCCAGAUGCCAUUCCAGAACCUUCCACCUCCACAGACCAUUGCCGUGGACCUGAAGGUGCAGCCGGCCGCCCCCACAGAUUCCUCUGCGCAGGGGCAGAGGCUAUAUGAGGCGGAGGGGAUGUGCACAGAGGAAACGAGAGAAGAUGGACCCCUGCACCUGCGCAGGAGCAUGACCCCAACUCCCCCAACUCUGUCGCCAUCUACCAGAUCGGAGGGGAACAGCGAAGACACAGCCACCCACAAGGACAAUUGCACAGAUGUUUCUGGUUUUCCCUGCGGUACAUCAACGGGCAGCACCUCUGUGAUACGGUCCCCCGGGGAGCCCCCCUAUGCCAACUCCUCCCCCCCUCCCCUACUGCCUGCCGUGGUAAGAAGCGCCAGCCAGCACCCCCCAGCAAGCCUCCCGGGGGGUCCUGAGAGCCAGCCCCUACAGGCGAUCGUUAAACCCCACAUCCUCACACACCUCAUUGAGGGCUUCGUCAUCCAAGAGGGGCUGGAGCCGUUCCCGGUGAGCCGCUCCUCCCUGAUGGUCGACCAGCAGGCCACGCUGCCCGAGGCCCAGGAGACCAAGUCCAACGGCGGGCAGCAGCCUCUCUGCGACGAGCCCAUGGACCCGGAGCCCCCCGAGAACUCCACCGACUCGGACAUGGACGACGCACCCACCGCCGAGGAUGGUACGGAGGAGGGGUCGAUGGACGUACUGGAGUGCGAGUUCUGCGGGAAGAGAGGGUACGCUCACACAUUCCUCAGAUCCAAGCGCUUCUGCUCCAUGAUCUGCGUCAGACGGUUCAAUGUCAGCUGCACCAAACGCAUCAGCCUGCUGAAGGCCGACAAAUCGGGGCGCUGGGCCCGCAGGACGGACGGGAGGCGGGGCCGCCCACCGAGCCGGCCAGAUGGAGGCAACAGAGAGCACUUCCUCAGACAGGUGGCGGCUCCAUACAACAAUGCAGUGGACGGCCAGCCGGCACGUGACGAGGAGGAGGAGGAGCCUCCCGUUCCCAUGACAACAAGGCUGCGGCGCCAGACAGAGCUGGAGCGUGAGCGGGAGAGGGAGCGGGGCCUGGUGAGGACGAGGGAGCCCUUGGGUGGCGUCCCCAGCAGCCCGUCCACCACCCCGCCCAACCCCACGCUCUGGACCGUUCAAGAGGUCUGGUCCUUCAUUUACAGCUUGCCAGGCUGCCAGGACAUCGCUGAGGAGUUCCGCUCACAGGAGAUCGACGGGCAGGCCCUGCUGCUGCUGACCGAAGAGCACCUGAUGAACGCCAUGAACAUCCGCCUGGGGCCCGCGCUCAAGAUCUGUGCCCGCAUCAACUCCCUGAAGGACACCUAGAGAAAGAGAGACGGGGGGAGGGGGGGGGUGUGGAGAGAGAAUGAGAGGCAGAGAGAGGGAGAGAGAGAGAGAGAGAGAGAGAGGAGAGGCAGAGAGAGAGAAUAAGCUGGAAGAGACAGAGUAACAGAAUAUGUGUGUGUGUGAGAAAGAGAGAAUGAGAGAGAGAGAGGGAGAGGGGGGAGAGAAUGAGAGGCAGAGAGAGAGAGAUUAAACUGGAAGAGACAGAGUAACAGAAGUGUGUCUGUGUGUGUGUGUGAGAGAGAGAGAGAGAGAGAGAGAUAUAUAAAGCUGGAGGAAGAGACAGAGUAAAAGAGUAUGUGUGAGAAUAUGAGACAGAGUAUGGGCGAUACAGGGAGAGGCAGAGGCAGAAAGAUGCCAAAGUAGCUGCCCUAAAUGUCCCAAGACCUGUGGACACAAGACUAAUGUGCAGCUGAUUCAAAGCCUGAAGUGUGUUCCUUUGUGCUUACAAGCCCUUCACUCCCAAAGCACCCCAUACGGUCCUACAGAGGGCUUUCCCAUAAUGCACAGCAGCUCAAGUACACAAGUAAGCUCAGAUCACAUGACAUAGCAAGAAGCUAUUUUCGCUCUGAGGAAAAUUAAAUUCACUGCGUUUGCUCUUGGUCCAGCUAAGGAGGGUCUGUUCACUGUGUAAAUCGUGGAAGGAAGUAGUUCCAGAGAUAGAUUUUAACAGAUUUUUUCGGCGAUGCAGGGAAAGAACUUUCAGUAGAAAGCACAGGUAGCCAUCUUGGUUUUGUGCAGUGUUUUUGCUAUUCCCACGGAACAGUGCUGGGGAAAACUUUUUAAAUGCUGUUCAGAAGAGCACCCUUUGAGCUUUUCAUAUUGUCACAUGUUCAAGAUCUCAGCCUUUCUUCUUUGUGAAUUACAGUUGCCUGUAGCAUUCAAGGUAGACAUUGUAGCAGUGGCAGCAGAAAAUGUAGAUAACCACUUAAUACAGUUGACCACAUGUGAGAUUAGUCAUUCAUCUGAGUCAUUUACUACCACCAUCAAAUAUGUGCUAAAGGUAAACCUAUUCUGAAUGAUUUCUCCGAUACAUACAAGCCCACCACCGGAUAGAAGCAGGCUCACAUUGAUCUAAAUUUUUACUUCUUUAUACUAAAUGUAACAGGUUAUUGUGCACUUUCUUCGGAGCAGGUUUGCUCUUAGAUUUUAAGAAAACAAACUGGCUGUGAUCAGUCACAGAGUUUGUGCUUUACUUUAUCACUGAAACCCAUGAAGGACUGCAUUUGAAAAAAAUGUCAAGUUACUAUUGUUUUACAAAUAUUCUGUAUUCCCUGGAAAAUAGAUAAAUAUCCUUGUGCACAUUAGAGAAAUAUUUAAUAUCUAGGUAGCAUGUUCUCAUUAAAACACAUACAGUAUUCUAUUUGUAAUGAAUAAAUACACAUAUACAGUCUAUGAUAAAUUACAGCCUAUGGUCCCGGUUGACUUCUGAGUCAUGAAUGAGUAUUGCUUGCUGGGAGGGAGAGAUGGUUUACUGUUCUUUUUGUGCCGAACCAGAAAUACCCUGUAAAGAUACAUUUAUGUGUACUCUCUGUGUCUCUUUUGAAGAUACUAUUUUUCUAUAAAUAUGUAUAAACAAAU
Messenger RNA from Anguilla anguilla (European eel), 5611 nucleotides. RefSeq names its product polyhomeotic homolog 3 (Drosophila) (gene phc3a). The transcript has 15 exons. The coding region runs from base 1154 to 4012 and encodes 952 amino acids. NCBI's taxonomy places the organism in Eukaryota, Metazoa, Chordata, Actinopteri, Anguilliformes, Anguillidae. The record is from RefSeq and is a predicted model, not a curated record. Gene Ontology annotation, cellular component: nucleus; PRC1 complex. Gene Ontology annotation, molecular function: protein binding; zinc ion binding.